Molecule: messenger RNA, 2195 nt
Organism: Vigna unguiculata (cowpea)
Lineage: Eukaryota; Viridiplantae; Streptophyta; Magnoliopsida; Fabales; Fabaceae
Biological process (GO): DNA repair
Cellular component (GO): nucleus
Molecular function (GO): DNA binding; catalytic activity
Source: RefSeq, a predicted model, not a curated record
CUAAAACCAGUAAACUCAUACUAAAGAGGCGUGAUCCUCAGAUCGACAGCAGGGAGAAGAUUGACCCGGAAUUGUGCAGUUAUGGCUGUGGUAUUGGAUUUGUUGAAGAUAAGCUGCUAGAAGACGGAAACAUUAAAUCCAAGAAGAAGAAGAAGAAGAAGAAGAAGAAGAAAAAGUGGUUGACCAUAAGCUCCAGGAGGAUGAAUUUGCCCAUGGCUUUGUUGAUGAUAAACUCUUGGUGGAUGGAAUGAUUAAAUCCAAGGAAAAGAGGAAGAAGAAAUUUGUUGAUAAUAAGCUGCAGAAGAAGGGUGAUGAUAGCGAAACCAGUAACUUCAUACUCAAGAAGCGUGAGCCUCAAGGUGACAACAGAGAGAUGAUUGAUCCGGAUUCACGUUUUUAUGGCUCUGAAAUUGGAUUUGUUGAAGAUAAUUUGGUGUUAGAUGGAAAAAUUAAAUUAAAGGAAAAGAAUAAGAGGAAAAAAACUGUCAAGGAUGAUGAUGCUGAAACCAGUAAAUUCGUACUCAAGAUGUGUGAACCUCAAGGUGACAAUGGGGAGAAGAUUGAUGUUGAAUUGUGCUGUUAUGGUGGUGCAGGGAAUGUUGGUGAACUUGAUACUGAAAAGAUGGAAUCGGAACAGAAGAAAAGGUUGAAGAAGCGUAAGCCUCAUCAAGGUGACAUUGAGGAAAAUAGUGGUCCUGAUUUGUGUUCUUCUGCAUGUGAAAUCGUAUUUGUUGGAGAUAAGCUGCUGUCCGAUGGAAAGAUUAAAUCCAAGCAAAAGAAGAAAAAAACAGUUGAAGAAGAGCUUGAUGAUGAGACUGAAACCCGUAAGUUCAUACUCAAGAGGCGUGAGAAGAUUGGUCCGGAAUUGUGCAGUUAUGGCGGUGGCAUUGAAUUUGUUGAAGAUAAGCUGCUAGUAGAGGGAAACAUUAAAUCCAAGGACAAGAAGAAGAAGAAGAAAGUGGUUGACCAUAAGCUGCAGCAGGAUGACUUAGCCCUUUGUUUUGUUGAUGAUAAGCUCUUGGUGGAUGGAAUGAUUAAAUCCAAGGAAAAGAGGAAGAAGAAAUAUGCUGAUAAUAAGCGGCAAAAGAAUGGUGAUCAUACCGAAACCCAUAACUUCAUACUCAAGAAGCGUGAGCCUCAAGGUGACAACAGAGGGAUUAUUGAUCCUGAUUCAGGAUUUUAUGGCUCUGAAUUUGGAUUUGUUGAGGAUGAUUUGCUUGUAGAUGGAAAGAUUAAAUCCAAGGAAAAGAAUAAGAGGAAAAAAACGGUCAAGGAUAAGCUGAGUGAGAAUUGUGAUGAUGCUGAAACCAGUAAAUUCAUACUCAAGAAGCGCGAGCCUCAGAGUGACUACAGGGAAAAUAUUGAUCUAGAAAAUAAUCUGCAAAUGAAUGGAAAUGACACAAAUGCUUAUGUUAAUCCCAAGAAAUUAAAAAAAAAUCUUUCUGCUUCUGAGAAGUGGGAUGAGGCUUACAAAAGAAAAACUCCUGAUAAUACAUGGAAGCCUCCACGGUCUGAGACUGUUCUCAUUCAAGAGGAUCAUGCUCAUGACCCUUGGAGGGUUUUGGUCAUUUGUAUGCUUCUCAACCGGACUUCUGGGAGACAGACAAAAGAGAUUGUGUUAGACUUCUUCAAGUUAUGUCCGGAUGCAAAGUCUUGCACAGAAGUUGCAACCGAUGAAAUAGAAGAGACAAUAAGGACUCUAGGUUUGCAACACAAAAGAGCAAAAAUGUUACAACGUCUAUCUGAGGAAUACUUGGACGAAAGCUGGACUCACGUAACUCAAUUGCAUGGGGUUGGGAAGUAUGCAGCAGAUGCAUAUGCUAUAUUUGUUAAUGGGAAGUGGGAUAGAGUGACACCUACAGAUCACAUGUUGAACUAUUAUUGGGAAUUCCUCCGUAGAAUCUAUCAAGCAUGAAUUGGAAUGAAAUUUCUAAUUUUGCUGUUUUUUCUGUCUUUUCUUUUCGUAUCAGUUAGAAGAGGGUUUUCCCUCUCUUUAUGGAACUACAAGUCUAAGUUUCCAAAUUGUAAUGUUUUGAGGAACAAUGUUCUAAAUAUGACCUACAACAUUUUGCAUAGGACUUUUUAUUUUACAGAUAACUAUGUAUGCACAUCACUGGUGCUAAAUUGACGAAAUUUAGUUUCCUUUUGGAUCAUGUUAUUUUUCAUUUUAAAAUGUACAAAAUUAUGCUUCUUAA